AGCCGUCCGCAGUUUAGAAGUUGCAGGCAGUGCGCAGUUGUAUUUGUGCUGUCAUAACUUAUUCUUGCUCUUCAUCCAGUCAGUAUUUCUACUCUGGAGCUUCCAGGAUAAAAUCACGUGCACGAGAUGUAUGCAAGAGCAGAUGAUAGAUUGAUUGCGUUUGUGUGUUGUGCUUUGACUGCUGUGGAUAGCUGUCUAUUAAGAAAGGUGUAAUAAAUUACUAUUUAGAUCCAGUUUUCCGGUUUGUUGGUAUGUCUGGAAAAGACGGCGGUGUCAGGAACGACACUAGAGCAGCAGCAGUGCAAUCUGGCGACAAGAUUUUGGGUGAUCUGCGCUACCGACUAGCGGGUCUGCUCAUUCUGCAGACUUUGUAUGCAACUCUGCUAGAGGAAACUGCUCAACUGAAGGCUCGCCUUUCAAGGCAGGAGGCAGACUGUAGUAGUAACGCAAAAGAUGAUGUAACUAGAACUUCAAAGACUGAUGAGUUGUCAGCGUACUCAGACGGACCGACGUCAUCAGGGCCUGAUCAGCACGGAGCCAACAGUUCUUUGUUUUCUUCAUUCUAUCGCGCCAUGCAAUCGCGUCUUACUACAUGCGACCAACUGAUAGCUGAUAUGGAAGGAACGACUGCCAAAGGUUUGAUACAGCAAAAUUACGAGCUCAAACAGUCGUAUCAACACGAAGUGCAGGUAAGAAAAGACCUACAACGGCAACUAGACCAACAUCGUGAAGAACAACAGUCUACCGAUCAGUUGGCGUCUGCUUCGGCGGAUGACGCAAGGCCAACUUACACAGAAAGUGGAAAGCAACUGUCAGUAGAGCGCACUCUAGUCCAGCAUUUGGGGAUUCAACUGGAAGAAAAGAUGCGUGAAGUGUCUUUGCUUCAAGGGCAACUCGAUCUAGAGAAAUACAGUCGACGACAAACACGCGCGCAGAUCAACGAGUUACUGACGGAAUUCGUUUAUUGUUGCAUGAAGAUACCCGACGUGACUGACGAUUCCGCCAUCAAACAAUCGUUUGAAGAACUUUUAUCGAAGGUCGACAGCAUGUCUGAGUACAGUACAGAGAUAGCCGCUGCCGUUGACGUGGCUACACAAAACGACUGUACUAGCUUGCUAAGAGAUACAUCGGAAGAUGAAGAGAUUCCGAGCGAUAUGUCACCGAGGCAAGUUCGUGCUAAGAUGUCAGAGAUGAAGGAGAAGAAGAAACGGUUUAAGAAAGAGGCCAAGAACCAACUUAUAGGGCAGAUGAGACAAGAAAAAAAGGCUUCAAUGAGAGUCAAGGAUCUGGAAGAGAGGUUGAGAAAAUGUGAGGCUGAUAAACGUCUCGUCGAAGAAAAGUAUCGAGAAGACAAUCACCUGCUUCGUGCCGAGUUGGACGAGUUGAAGUGCUCGCUUGGCAAUCGCAGUUCGUACGCAGUUAAAGCAGCUCGGUCGGUCAGGUCGCUUGUUGAACUAUUAGAGCAACAAAAAGUGGAUUUAAAAACUCAGCUGGAUCGCCUUCUUACUGAGAUGGCAGCUAUACAAGAAAAUCGGGAUGAAUUGAGACAUCGAAAUGAACGACUUGAAGAAGAGUUGAGACGCCUCCGAGAUAACGCAUUGGAAGAAGCUGCAGCUAGAGUAGAAAAUGAUUAUAAGAGAGUCAAAUUAGAAUGUAAGGCAUUGAAGGAGGAGAAUAAUCAUUUGAAAGAGCGAGUCGAGUUGCUUCAAGAGGCGGCUAAGCGUGACGGUGCAAGCCACACGGAAACGGUGAAAUUGUUUGAGAAUAAGGUUGGAAGAUAUGAAUCUGAAAUGAAGACGUUGCAAGAUAUUAAUGCAUCAUUGAGUACAAACGAGCGCCAGAUGGCGGCCAAGAUUGCCUCACUUGAGACGUCGCUUCAGAACGUGAGUAUCGGACGCGUAGACACGAUACCGAGGCGACGAGAAGAGUCAUCAUCUGGGCUUGGCUCGAGUGGUAGGACAUACAUGGGUGAAGAACAACUUCAACCAGAGUUAGUAUCUCGAAAUUCGCAGUUGUUGUCGUCGAUUUCGGCCCGUCCUGGCGUGCACAACGACGAGCGUGUAGACACCGGCUUUUCUGCGGCCAGUGAUUUGGCACCACAGUCAUUGCCGACAUUUCCGAGUGUGUACAAUGAGUCACGUCAUCCGGGACCGUUUCAGAGCAGACAGCGAGAGAUGAGAGUUUCACCAGCCGCAAGCUCGCGCACCUUGUCGAGAGAAGUUGGAGGGUUGAAGAGGCACGACGCCGGCAGGGAGGAUUCUGGGGUCGGCCGGUCCUCUGUUGGUAGGUAUUCAAUGAGCUUAGGAGGGUCGAGGUCAAUGUUGGGUCCUCCUAGUCGCGAUACUAUGCAAUGCUUGAAAUGUGGGACUCAGUUCUCGAUAAGGGAUCUUGAGAGAUACGAGAGACAUAUUCGAGAUUGCUAUUCUUCAUGAUGUUUUUGUAAAAGUUUGAAUAUUUUGGGCAACAGCAUAAUAUGGAGAGUCGUUACGCAUGCAUACUACUUGUAUUGAUGGGGACAGAAGAGUAAAUGGUUGAUGGCCUCAUAAAAUUGUACAGCAACUGUCAUUUUGUGAAACUGCAAAGAUGGAGAUUGCCGUGUUGGCUAGGCAACUCCAAUUGUUUUAUAAAUUUUUAGGUUUUUGUUUUUACUUUUUGUGUUCUCUGUUUAGUUUAGAACACCAUGUUCUAUUGUACUGACUCAUAGCACUUAUCUUAUUUACUUUGCUUUGUAAUAUUUGCACAUAACUGUUAGAUUUCUCUGCGUAGAUGUCUUCAGUUGACUUUGAGAAAUAAUGUCGUUUAUA
Molecule: messenger RNA, 2804 nt
Organism: Corticium candelabrum
Lineage: Eukaryota; Metazoa; Porifera; Homoscleromorpha; Homosclerophorida; Plakinidae
Product: myosin-2 heavy chain-like
Exons: 11
Coding region: 252-2432 (726 amino acids)
Source: RefSeq, a predicted model, not a curated record